Pangasianodon hypophthalmus (striped catfish) is the source of this 5262-nucleotide messenger RNA. RefSeq lists its product as uncharacterized. Gene Ontology annotation, molecular function: GTP binding. The coding region runs from base 226 to 4926 and encodes 1566 amino acids. NCBI's taxonomy places the organism in Eukaryota, Metazoa, Chordata, Actinopteri, Siluriformes, Pangasiidae. The record is from RefSeq and is a predicted model, not a curated record. The transcript is spliced from 13 exons.
AAGGACUUUGGACUUCCUGGUUGGAUGCAAAAUGGAGAGACGUCUGUUGUAGGCUACAUGAAACAUUUUAAAUACGGUAUAAGCCUUAGUAAGAAUGCCAUCACGAGUCACUGAUACACUAAUAGGAUAAAUAUGAGCUUCUCGACACGGAGAAACCAUUCAGGUGAAGCAGCAAAUUUCUGAGCAAAGUAUUUCAUUAGUCUGAACCUACAGUAGGAGAUCAAGAUGGCAAGUGCGAGCAACCAUGAGUUUAAACUGCUUUGUCCACAUGGUGCACAGCCUCAGCCUGGCUCUCUGGUCACUUUCUCCUGCCACCUGUCUCCUGAAAUCAAUGCUGUUGACAUGGAGAUCCGGUGGUUUAAGGAGACACGCUGUGUUUGUUUCUAUAAGAACAGACAGGUGAUAGAGGGGAGAGGUUACAAGGGCAGAGUGAGUCUGUUCACUCAGGAACUGGAGAGAGGAAACGUCUCCUUACAGCUGAAAGACUGUACAGAGUCAGAUUUAGGACAUUACCUCUGUCAGGUCACUGAUGGAGACAGAACAGAAGAGCUUGCAUUGGGAUUUCUAAUGAAUAUGGAUGCAGAUUCUCCACAAGUAUCUGUCUAUAUCUGUCAGUUUGAUAGAGAAUGGACAGAAGAGGAAAAAAUUAAAAUGGAGGAAUCUGCUCUGUUGGCUAAAUAUAAAACAGAGAAUGAAAGACUUAGUGAUGACCUUAAAGAGAAGAGCAGCAAACUGGAGAAAACCGAAGAAGAACUAAGAACCACCAAGCUGAACCUAAACAGCAUGACUAAAUCACUAGAAAAUAUAGACCAACAGCUUGUGGAGAAGGAUAAAGAAUUAAAUAAGAAAAAUGAACAGCUGAAGGUUAAAGACACAGAGCUGAAAGAGAAAGACACACUGCUAAAAGAACAUUUACAGACUUAUGAGAAGACUCUUACUGAGAGCGAUGCAGUAAUAAUGGAAAUGAGCAAACUGCUGAGUGAGAAAGAUACACAACUGGAGAACACUGUAAAAGAGCUGGAAACCAGUAAAAAUCAACAGGAGACUUUGGGACAGGAGCUGCAGCACAAGAACAGCCAACUACAAGAGCAGAUGAUAAAACUGGACCAAGAGAAAACUGAGUUAGGAGAAAAAAUACAACAGUUAGCAGAGAAAAAUAAUCUCCUAACUGAGAGAGAGACACAGCUAAUGGAAAGAGACAAGCAGCUUCAGGAGAAAGACAAACUUCUGACAGAAAAUGCACAAACACUUCAGAGUAAGGACAAGUAUUUGGAAGAAAAGGACACUGAACUCAGAGAGGUAAACGGUGAGUUGCAGAAAACAGCCCAGAAAUUAAAAGAGAAUCAGAAACAGAUGGAAGAGAAAGAGAGACAACUGGGGGACACAGAUAAAGAGCUGGAAACCAAUAAAAAUCAACUGGAGACUUUGGGACAGGAGCUGCAGGACAAGAACAGGCAACUAGAGGAGAUGAUGAAUCUACUGGAGCAACAGAAAACUGAGUUAGCAGAAAAAGACAAACAACUUGAAGAGAAGACACAGCUAAUGGAAAGAGACAAGCAGCUUCAGGGGAAAGAAAAGAAAAUUACACAUCCAGACUCUUCAGCCCAUGUCAAGAAAAGAAACAGCAUUGACGGGUUGCCUCCAUACAUGGGUGGAGAAUCAUCUGCUCCAGAUCCUCCAUUGUCGGUUGCUGUACCAGAACUGAGGCUGGUACUGCUCGGGAGGAUGGGUUCUGGGAAAAGUGCAGCAAGAAACACCAUCCUGGGCAGUGAGAAGACCCAUGUAGCUAAAUCUGCAGCCAUCCAGCAGAGUGAAAGCACACAGGGGGAGGUGGCUGGCAGGAAGGUGACUGUGGUGGACACUCCUGACUGGUUCUUAUCUGCACACUCUCUGGAGAAGCUGAGACAGGAUGUGGAACUCUGUGUCCGUCUGUCUGCUCCAGGACCCCAUGCCUUCCUCCUGGUCAUACCUGUAAAGCAGCCUACAGGAGAGGAGAGAGGGAUGCUGGAGAAAAUGGAGGAGAUUUUGGGGGAGAGAUGUUGGAGAAACACCAUGAUUAUUUUCACUGUUACUGCUGAAGUUCAGAAGAAGAAUAUUGAGGAGUUUAUCCAAUCAAGAGACCAGGAGGUCCAGAGACUUGUAGAGAAUUGUGGGAACAGGUUUCACUGUCUCAAUAUUAAGGAGAGUGGAGAUGGUUCUCAGGUCUCAGAGCUGCUGGAGAAGAUAGAGAAGAUGGUUGAAGGAAGCAGAGAGAAAUUCUACAGCAGUGAGAUUUAUCUGGAGAUAGAAUCUCAGAUUAGAGCAAUGGAGACAAAGAUCCUGAAGGAAAGGGAGGAGAAAAAAAUAAGCGAAGAGAGAGAAAUGAGGGAAAAACUGGAAAAGAAAGUGCAGGACUCUCUAAGAAAGAUAGAAGGAGUGAUCCAGGAGCAUGAAGGAGACAUCAUACAACUUGAUAACCGGACAACUGAACUGGAGAGAAAGAUGAAAGAGGAGAGGGACGAAGAAAAAAAGAGAGAACUUGAGAAGGAGCUGAAACAAGAGGUAGAGCAAAGGACAGAAAUGGAAAAAAAGGUGAAAAAAUUAAAAGAAAAGAGAGAGAGGGACAGGAGAGAGAUGGAGGAGAGGCACCAACAGGAGAUGGAGGCAAUCAGGGACGUGUAUGAAGGAGAGGUCAGAAUGGAGGCAGAGAGAAACAUAAUGAAAAUCAUCCUGCCUGAACUCCAGAGAAACAUUUUGGCCUCAAAAACAAAGAUGCAGGAAGAGUUCAGCAGACAGAUGGAGGAGAAGGACAGAGAGCUGGAGACUCUUAAACAGAAACUUUCAGAGCUCACAGAGACUCACAGUCUGCUCGAAGAGGUUUAUGAGAAAACUGUGAGAAGCAGCUCAGAACCAGAGAGAGCAGCUCUAACAGGAGAGGCAUCGAAGGGAAUCUCUCAGAGAUUUAAAGACCUUUUUAAGGAAGAUGUGAUAAAUCUAAUUGUGUGUGUGUGUGUGUGUGUGUGUUACUUUUGUCUUUUGCACACAGCUGAGUUUAAACUCCUUUCCUCCCAAGACAAACGAGUUCAACUUGGCUGUGCUGUCACAUUCUCAUGUCAUCUUUUUCCUGAAAUCAGUGCUGUUGACAUGGAGAUCCGGUGGUUUAAGGGGACAGACUGUGUUUGUGUCUAUAAGAACAGACAGGUGACAGAGGGGAGAGGCUACAAGGGCAGAGUGAGUUUAUUCACUCAGGAGCUGGACAAAGGAAACAUCUCCUUACAGCUGAGAGAGAGCCGUGAAUCAGAUAUAGGACAUUACCUGUGUCAGGUGACUGAUGGAGAAAGAACAGGGAUGCUUACAGUAAGACUGUGGUGGCGUCCUUUUCAAACCAUAAGCAGACUCUUUCAGUGUGGUGUCAUUCCCUAUGUUAACAUCCAGCAGUGGGGAAGAAAAUGGACAGAAGAGGAGAAAAUGAAAAUGGAAGAGUCUUCUCUGCUGACUGAAUAUAAUACAGAUGUUAAAAGCAUCAUGAAGGAACUUCUAAAGAAGCACAGCGCACUAGAGAAAACUGAGCAACAGUUGAAAAACACCAGGCUGGACUUAAAAAGAGCAACAGGAGAACUGGAAGAUAGUACAGAUCCAGACUCCUCAGGCUCUUUGUCAAAAUUGGAGCCUCCAGUCAUGGGUGGAGCAUCAUCAAGUUCAGAUUCUUCACAAUUGAGGCUGGUGUUGCUGGGGAGGACGGGGUCUGGAAAAAGUGCAGCAGGAAACACCAUCCUGGGCAGAGAGGAGAGGAACCAGGAUGUCUCAACUGCAGCUACAUCUAUAGCCACCCAGCAGAGUGAGAGCACACAGGGGGAGGUGGCUGGCAGGAAGGUGACUGUGGUGGACACUCCUGACUGGUUCUCUCCUGGAAUCCCUCUGGAGAAAGUGAGGCAGGAUGUGGGACUCUGUGUCCGUCUGUCUGCUCCGGGACCCCACGCCUUCCUCCUGGUCAUACCUGUAAAGCAGCCUACAGGAGAGGAGAGAGGGAUGCUGGAGAAAAUGGAGGACAUUUUUGGAGAGGGAUGUUGGGAGACCACCUUCCUGCUGUUCACUGUUUCUGAUGAAGUUCAGAAGAAGAGCAUUGCGGAGUUUAUCCAAUCAGGAGACCAGGAGGUCCAGAGACUUGUAGAGAAAUGUGGGAACAGGUUUCACUGUCUCAACAUUAAGGAGAGUGGAGAUGGUUCUCAGGUCUCAGAGCUGCUGGAGAAGAUAGAGAAGAUGGUAGUGCAAAAUGAAGGGAGAUUCCACAGUGAGAUCUACCUGGAUACAGAAUCUGAGAUUGAAAAAAUUAUGAUGUGGGCUAAAGGAAAGAAGAUAGCAAAAGAAGUAAGGGAAAUGGAAGUGAAACUAGAGCAGGAGGUCCAGAAUUCUCUGAAAAAGAUAGAAGGAAUGAUCCAGGAGCAUGAAAAAGAUAUCACACAGCUGAACAGUCAAAUAGAAGAACUGGAAGGAAAAAUUAAAGAAGAAAUGGAUGAAGUGAAAAAAGAGAAACUGAAAAGAGAAAUGGAAGGAGAAAUGCAUAAGAGGACAAAGAUUGAGAAUGUAAUUAUAAUACUGAAUGAAAAGAUAGAGUGGGAGAGGAUAGAGAUGGAGGAGAGACUCAGACAAAAGGUAGAGGAAAUCAGGAAGGCCUAUGAAGGAGAGGCUAGAAUGGAGGAAGAGAGAAACCUUAUGAAGAUUAUGCUUCCCAAAAUCCAGAAAGAUAUUUUGAUCUCGAAAGCAAAGAUGGAGGAAGAUUUCAGAGCACAGAUCGAAGAGAAGGAUAGAGAGCUGGAGUUACUGAAACAGGCCCUGAUACAGCUUAGAGAAGAGACAAAAGAAUCCAUAUUGGGAAAAGAGGCUCAAGAAGAGCCUGGAGAAAUUGUCUCCCAAAAUAAGUGUAGAAAACGUGGUGGGAGUAUAUGAUUACUGAUAAUUUCCCUUUUGUUUUUACACACAGUGAUAAGUUUUACAAUGCAAAUCUAUGUUUAAAUCUGACACAUUUGCUGGAGAGAAGACGAUCUACUUUUGACUGUUGGAAACCCGCCUUAUACGAAAGUGGUGGAAAUGAUUUUUGUUGGAUUCAGUAGGAAUUACUUGAGAAAAGCAGUUAGUACAGUUGCUAGACCUAACCCUCAUUUUAUCCUUAACUAUUAGUAACUUUUCCUGUUGUUUAUGAUUAUCAAUUCUAAUUUAGUGUAGUUACACCAUGCUUGUCUGUAAUGCUGCGUAACCGUGCAUCAAUGGGAGUCUAAUAAAUGU